This is a messenger RNA of Alternaria ventricosa, 1734 nucleotides long. RefSeq lists its product as uncharacterized. Bases 1 to 1734 code for a protein of 577 amino acids. NCBI's taxonomy places the organism in Eukaryota, Fungi, Ascomycota, Dothideomycetes, Pleosporales, Pleosporaceae. The record is from RefSeq and is a predicted model, not a curated record. The transcript is spliced from 3 exons.
AUGUUCGCCAGCGGCGCAUCGUAUGGCUUGUCUAUGCCUUCACAACCCCCGGCGAGCAAUGAUCUCGCGCACAUCAAAGCAGCGCUCAGCGGCUUCGCCGACCUCGCCAUCGAUAAGAACAUUGAGCGCACCACUGUUAUAUAUGUCGUCGGCUCUACUCUUCCCAAGCGAGUCCGCAAGCAGGGCGUCAAAGACAUCGGUUCAUCCCUGAACAGCAUCUUCCGCAGGGAGAGGAUUUUCCACAACGACAACGAAGCUUUGUAUUCGCUCGAGGGCAUACUAAGCAAAGCCAUCGACUACCACAUCACCGCCACGGACAUUGCCAUCACCGACGAUCGGUACAAGGAAUUGAUCGCUGCUAUCAAGUUCGAGCUUGAAAACAUAUCAGACAAGCAGAUUUUCUUCGCUCUCAUCGGCCGUUUCGUCUCCAAGGUCAGUGAUUGCUCGGGUGUGCCUGUGCCUGCAGCCAUCCUCGCUGCCAAGCGGAACGUGGCUUCGGGCUCUGUCGCUGGCCACUGGCAGACCAACACACUUCCGAUGAAAACUGGCUUCAACUGGAAUGUCAGCCAUGAGGGCAAUGCAACCACUGCAGCUGAAUCGGACGACAUGGACUACGACUUCGAUGGUGCUCCAGAUAUCCAGACCAGUUCCGCUCCAGGACCCGGAGACUCUCCCUUUCUUGGCGCUGGCAUGCUGCUCGAUCAGAAUGGGCUUUACGAGCUGAUGCAUAGUCUGGAUGCCAAGGUCCUCCAUGACAUACACAUGGAAGUAUCAUCUCGUUCCACUCCUCCGUCAGACACGUGGCUUGACAACAAAUACAAAGACGGGGUACAGACCUCGCUCAUCGCUCUGGGCGACGCACGCAACUUCCUAGCAAGAGUGAAAGAGGUCUUGUACUCCAGAGACGUCGAGAUGGCCGACGUAUCCGCUCACGAUAGCUGGGCCGAUCCGACGCUGAACCAAGAAGAGUUCGACGCCCUGAAUCCCCUGGAAGCGCCACCUUCGCUUCAAAGGUUAUCAGUCGACAAGCGCCGACACUUUCUCUGUCGUAUGCUACGCAAAGCGAAGCGCAUGAACGACAAAGCACGGUCAGCGCAGAAAGAGCGCUUACAACCUUCAGAAAUGAUGGAUAUGGUGCAUCAAGACGAACUCGCAGUCCUUCACCGCAUCGACUCCGCAAUGCAGGGCUCAAUCUUCAAGCGAGAUGAUGCGGCAAUUGAGAGAGCGUACGAUAGCCAGUCUGAGUGUGAACUCCGUGAUUGCGGCAGACUCAACUCGUUUGUGGACAAGGUGAAAGGCUACCAUCGGCGUCUGAGGAACUUCAUCUCGUCUGCGAAGGGGCAUGUCGCCGACGCGUUUGGGUUGCGUGGCGACAGCGGUGCUUCCCAUACUGCCGAUGUACAGUACCCUGCUCCCCUUCCUCCGCCAGUCCAAGACAUCAAGGGCUCAUUCAUCUCCGCCCUUACGAACGCUAUCAACGCCAUGAACUCCAGCCUGAGCGCCACACACAACCUUGACCAACUCCUUCUCCAGCCAGCCGAGGUAGCCGAUCUCGUAUCUAGAUUGGAAGCUCGCAUGGCGAGCGAUCUUGGACAAAAGUACAUCGGCACGCCUUUGACAUAUCAGGAGCAAGAGACUCGAUAUGUUCAGGCUGCGAACCACUUUCUACAGUGGAUACAGAAUACCCACUGCUUUCGUGAGACGGUCAAGGAGUAUCGUCAGUUGACAUCUUGA